AAAAAGAGCUCUGGCGCCAAGCCGCGUUUGGGGGGAGCCGGCUCUUUAUAAACCGCGACCGCCUGCCCGAGUUACCGCAGAGAUUCUCUCACCGUGGGGCCGGGCCGCAUGGGGUCCGCGUUGCCGUUUUCGGCCGACAUCUGUGUGCAGGACCGGGAUCUAGACACGCUGUUUUUGCAGUGUCUGGGGGCGCUGCCAUGUGCUGCGUGGCCAUUACCCGGUGCGGGCGGCCCGCUGUGGCACGCAGUUUUUGCUUCCUUUUUUCCCGUGCUUCUUUUGCCUUUUCUCCCGGUUCUUUUGGUGUUCCUUUAACGAGCACGCGGGUAUUGGCGGCUGCGCGCGGUCAAAUAUGCUAUAGCAGUCUGCAUUGUCGCUUGAGAUUUACCGAACGCCGCGGCAGAUCGCAGUACGUUUUGAGCCAUUAUCGAUAUGGAGAAUACUCCACCUUUUUCACCAAAACAAUGGACAGGCGCCAGGGAGGCGGGCUCUUGUUGUUUGCGGUGCCCGCCCACGCGCCUUUUUCUUUUGUUUUCUGCCAGCUGGCCCCCCUCGUUCCAAAGCUCGUGUUUUGUGAAAAACUCUAAUUCAUCUCACACGACGGGCCAUAUGUGUCACUGUUUUUUUCUGAUUGUCUUAGCUCGUAAAUCGCCACCUCACGCCCAAUGGGGAAGCAUGCGCGAAAUCAGCGCCCGAUCUGGGAUAGUGCAACCGCGGCCUUUGCGAGAUAAGCU
Molecule: messenger RNA, 731 nt
Organism: Metschnikowia bicuspidata var. bicuspidata NRRL YB-4993
Lineage: Eukaryota; Fungi; Ascomycota; Pichiomycetes; Serinales; Metschnikowiaceae
Exons: 1
Coding region: 198-584 (128 amino acids)
Source: RefSeq, a predicted model, not a curated record